Tetrahymena thermophila SB210 is the source of this 201-nucleotide messenger RNA. RefSeq names its product transmembrane protein, putative. The transcript has a single exon. The record is from RefSeq and is a predicted model, not a curated record. Lineage: Eukaryota; Ciliophora; Oligohymenophorea; Hymenostomatida; Tetrahymenidae.
AUGUCUGGAUGCCCCUUCUUUAACAUGAUCAGAAUAAUGACAAUUGCUAUAUUUAUGAUAUUUACAGCAAUAUAAAUAAAAUCAUGGUACUUUGUAACAAACAAAAAACAAGUUAAAGAAUAAAAUACUGAUGAAACUAUAAUUAAAAACAAAGAAGAAUAAGAAUUAUUAGAUUAAUCUUAAAGUAAUACUGUCCAAUGA